Molecule: messenger RNA, 1063 nt
Organism: Xenopus laevis (African clawed frog)
Lineage: Eukaryota; Metazoa; Chordata; Amphibia; Anura; Pipidae
Exons: 7
Coding region: 65-949 (294 amino acids)
Source: RefSeq, a predicted model, not a curated record
UGUACGUCACAAGGAACUGGAAGUUUCUUUUGUUUAAGUAAAGGAAAAAGUUAUACACUGCGCAAUGCAUCCGUUGCUUCCUCGGCUAUUCAUCCUAUUUAUCUCACUCUCCCUACUAGGGACAGAAGACCCUGUUGUCCACCUUAAUGAAUGUGUAAAUGGCACUGCCAUAUUUCACCAUGGGUUUGAGCUGGGAGCUAAAACAUUGAAAUGCAGCGUUGAGAAGAUCGUCCAAGGAGAUGCCGUGGAAGUGGCGGAAUACAGGAACAAUGGUUUCAAUGUUAUGAACAACAGGGAACAGCAGCGGAUCCAGUUCUUUAACUUGACAGUAAUGAUCUGGAACCUGACAGUGGAAGACAGUGGACUGUACAACAUUUCUUGUUAUAUUGCAAACGCUCCGAAAAAGCAAAGAUCAUUUAAAAUCACUGUUUAUGAACCAGUGCAAAAACCAGUUAUCGAAAUAGACUGGAACUGUGCAUUUACCGACUGCAAUUACACUCUCCAUUGUCAUGAUUCAAGAAACUCAUCCUCUGCCCGCUGGAUUGUUCUCCAAGAUUCAAAGCCUGUUGAGAUUUUAAGCGACGCUACAAUCCGGACAUUGCUUAGUAACACUUCUGUAAGCACCGAGUACACGUGUGUGUUACAUAAUCUGGCCGAACAGAAAAAUGAUUCCAUUGGCUUCUGGCAACUCUGUUCUGUUUCAGGUUACAGUUAUACCCUCUGCUGGUGUUGGAUAAACUGGAAAACUGGGCUUUUUAUGACUGCGUUUAUAGGAAUCAUUUUUCUGAUUCUCGUCACACGCAAGAACAUAAAAGGGCUUGGUGUUUAUUAUGUGUUAAAGAAGCUCCGCGGAUAUUUACCAUUUCGGAGGAUUGGAUUCAAUUCUAGCCAAAAUGAAGCAGAAUACAGACCUGAUGAUGUGGAAAUGAAGGUUUUACCAACCAAGUGAAUAGAAGUAACUAAGGUGCCACUCUGUAGUUGGCCUUUCAAUGGCUGCUGCCUUUCUACAGAGAGGGAAUAAAGAGAAAUAUCUGCCAUUAAUCCAAUGUGAGCACACGUAGAA